Molecule: messenger RNA, 2697 nt
Organism: Leptonychotes weddellii (Weddell seal)
Lineage: Eukaryota; Metazoa; Chordata; Mammalia; Carnivora; Phocidae
Source: RefSeq, a predicted model, not a curated record
CACCUGCUCCUCCCCUCUGACUCAAGUCCUAACAAGUCACCUGGUUCCCCUGGCCCGGCAGGCAGCCUAGGAGGCCGGCAGGCGGGACCGUCCACAGGGAGGGGAGGCCAUCGGCAGCGAGUGGAGAGCGGGAGCCAGGUCAGAGAGGGAGCACUGGAGGCUGGCCUGUGGCCUGGGACACCCUGAGGCGGCAUGCAACACCCCUCAGCCCCCUGACCUGGGAACAGCGGGUGUUUCCGGAAUCCUGGCCCGGACCCCAGAAGCAGCUGGGGAACCUGCAGGCCACCGCCACAUCCUGGCUCAGGUUGGGAACGGUGUCACCCCUCCCUACUCUGUGCCCCCUCCUCCCAGCAGUCCGCCAUGGGGAGUAAGGAUGAGGUCAGCGACACUGACAGUGGCAUCAUCCUGCAGUCUGGCCCUGACAGCCCAGUCUCCCCCGUGAAGGAGUUGACCCACGCCGUGCGCAAACAGCAGAGGGCCCUGGAAGAGCGGCUGGAGGCGUGCCUGGAGGAGCUGAAGAGACUCUGCCUCAGGGAGGCGGAGCUGACGGGUAUCUUGCCAGCAGAGUAUCCCCUCAAACCAGGGGAAAAGGCCCCCAAGGUCCGCCGCAGGAUUGGAGCCGCUUACAAACUGGACGAGCGGGCUUUGCAUAGAGAGGACCCCCUGAGCAGCCUGGAGCGGGAGCUGGCCCUGCAGCUGCAGAUCGCGGAGGCAGCCCGGCGCCUGUGCCGGGAGGAGAACCUCGGCAGGCAGGCCCGGCGGCAGCGCAAGCAGGCCAUGCUGCAGGAGGAGAAGAAGCUGAGGGAGCUGGAGCGCUGCCUGGGCGAGCAGCGGCGCACCAGCAGGCCCCCUUCCGCCGCUGCCCUGCCCCUGGGCCGAGAGCUCAGUGCCUCAGAUGACAGCUCUCUAUCAGAUGGGCUGCUCCUGGAGGAAGAAGAAUCCCAGGUGCCAAAACCUCCCCCGGAGUCCCCAGCUCCACCUUCCCGGCCUCUGCCACCCCAGAGCCUCGAAGGCCUGCAGCCAGCAGGACCUGAGACUGGGGCCCUAGAGCGGGCCCCAAUCCAGAACAGCCCCUGGAAGGAGACCAGCCUGGACCACCCCUAUGAGAAGCCCAGAAAGUCUUCUGAACCCAAUAGCGAGUCCAGCAGCCCAGCCACCACGCCACAGGAUGGGCCCGGUACCUCCAGCGUCUGGCUGCUAGAGCCUGCCUACCACGUGGUGCCCAUCCGCAGCAUUCCUGGCCAGCGGCAGGGCCGCACCAGCGCCCCAGCCACCCCCGAGAUGCAGGGGAGGAGGGGCCAGUCACAGUCUCUGAGGACGGAUUCCUUCCGGGCCGGUCCCGAGGGCCGAGGUCGCAGCGCCUUCCCCCGCCGCCGCCCCACUCACUACACGGUGACCGUGCCCGACUCCUGCUUCCCGCCGACCAAGCCCCCGCUGCCGCACCCCGCCUACCACUCCUGCUCAGAGGACAGUGGCUCCGACGUCUCCAGCAUCUCGCACCCCACGUCGCCGGGCAGCAGCAGCCCCGACAUCUCCUUCCUGCGGCCACUGUCCCCGCCCGAGCGGCCUCGCCACCGCGGGGUCUGGGGCCCGGCCGGCGCGCUCUACCCCAAGCUGCUGCUGCCGCCCGGGCAUUUGGCGGCCGGGCGCUACGCCACCAGGGCCAUCCAUGAGCUCCUGCUGGAACCGAGUCGGCGGAUGGAGGUGCAGACCUUCUUCUCCUCCCUGUUUAUGGCCCUGCUGUUCCGGAUCUCCUUCCUCGUGCUUGAAGGGGACACGGACAUCCAGGAUCAGCAGCAUGUAACCGAAUGGGUGGACCCUGUCAGUUCCAGCAUAGAGGCCCUGAAGACCUUGAUGCUAAGUACCGGGUAUGGAGACUAUGUGUCUUAUGUUCAGAAACUUGGGGCCUGGGAGCUGCUCAGCAGUCCUGAAAGACAUUAUGAGGGCAUCACUCUGCUGGCCAGGACCAUGGUCAUCAAGAAUUGUUGGCAUAACCGCCCCAUCUUCAGCCUCAUCAUCAGCAUGCUCCAAGAACUGGACUACACGAAUCACUUAACGGCCCUCGUGUUUAUGACUGAACUGCUCCGGUGCCCAGGUGUGGCCGCCAUGGUGGACGAAGCCGCCGUCCGCGUUCUGGCAGACUGCUUCCACUAUGAGGAGCCCGCCACGGUGAAGCUCCUGUUGCAGGUGGUGGGGAUCUUUGCAAAGCACAGGAACAUGGUGCGACAGCUCCACCUCCUCCAGCCCCACGUGCUCAACUGCUGCUACUCCCAGGACAGCGACAUUGUGAUGGAGGCGCUCGCGGCGCUCAGGUGUCUCACCGAGCAUCUCAGCUGGCAGCACUCCUCCUCCUUCCUUACUCAGCUCGCCUUCAUGCUCGGGCCCUUCUUUGAGGAGGAAUCUGAGCAGCUGCGCCUGAUGGCCUUUGAGACCUACAGGGCUCUCUUGGCUAAGGUCAAGAGGACAGUGCUUGUCUUCCCCUUGAAGCACCAGGUCCUCAACUUGAUAGUCCUCCUUGUGCUCCACCUGGAGGAUGUGAAUAUCAGCGUGGCUCAGAUCUGCCGGUCUGCCCUCUGUCACACGGCCGCCAUACUGGGCUGGUCAAGGCUCAAAGUGAUAUUUUCCGAGAAAGAUGUGUGGGCUAUCCUCAGAGCCCUGAUGCAUCUCCAGGAGACCCAGUGUGUAUUUGAACUGUGA